ACACUGGUUGUAUGUUGUACUCUACCGAGGGCGCUUGGUUUAUGCUGCUUUUCCGAUAAUGGCACUUUCUGUAGUAAAGGUGAAGCUAGAGAGAGUGCUUGAUAAAAAUCCACAAGAUCUUGUCCGUGGAAUUAGGAAGCACGGUGUGGACGAGGCCAAAUACAUAGGUCAAUGUCUAGAUGAAAUUAAAAAUGAGUUGAAAGACAGUUCAUUUUCAGUUAAGGCCAACGCUAUUAGCAAAUUAUUAUACAUUCAAAUGCUUGGCUAUGAUACCAGCUGGGCUGUGUUCAAUAUCGUUGAGGUUAUGAGUUCUCAGAAGUUCACUUUCAAACGUAUAGGGUAUUUAGCAGCUUCUCAGAGCUUUCAUUCUGGUACAGAUGUCCUCAUGCUUGCCACUAAUCUUAUUCGCAAGGAUUUAAUAAGCUGUAACUUGUAUGACGCUGGAAUCGCCUUAUCGGGUGUGGCAUGUUUCAUUAAUCCAGAUCUUGCCACGGAUUUGUACUCUGACAUUCUAAGUCUGAUGAAUUCUCCAAGACCAUAUUUACGAAAGAAAGCCGUAUUAUUACUAUACAAAGUUUUCCUUAAUUAUCCUGAAGCACUUCGUAUUUGUUUCCCACAGUUGAAAGAUAAGCUGGACGAUCCAGACCCAGGUGUACAAUCUGCAGCUGUUAAUGUAAUAUGUGAAUUGGCACGUAAAAAUCCAAAGAAUUACCUAUCACUUUCACCUAUAUUUUUUAAACUUAUGACUACAUCAACAAAUAAUUGGGUUCUUAUCAAAAUCAUUAAAUUGUUUGGCACAUUGACACCUUUGGAACCAAGGCUAGGCAAAAAGCUAAUCGGACCGUUGACCAAUUUAAUCCAUAGUACUUCAGCAAUGUCAUUGUUAUAUGAAUGUAUAAAUACGGUUGUUGCAGUAUUAAUAUCAAUAUCUUCUGGAAUUCCUAGUCAUCAAGCUUCUAUACAGUUAUGCGUUCAAAAAUUACGCAUCCUAAUUGAAGAUUCAGAUCAAAAUUUAAAAUAUCUUGGACUAUUAGCAAUGCGUAAAAUUCUGUUAUAUCAUCCACAAAGUGUACAACCUCAUAAAGAUUUAAUAUUAGGUUGUCUGGACGAUAAAGAUGAGUCGAUUCGAUUACGUGCAUUGGAUUUACUACAUGGUAUGGUAUCAAAAACUAAUCUAAUGGAUAUUGUUAAACAUUUGAUGAUACAUAUUGGCAAUUCGUCAUCUGGUUUACAUUAUCGUAAUGAAUUAUUGAGUAAAGUUGUGUAUAUCUGUUCACAAGAUAAUUAUCGUAAUGUUACAUCAUUUGAAUGGUAUGUUACUGUUCUUGUGGAAUUAGCCAGCAUUGAUGGUAUUCGAAAUGGUGAAUUAUUAGCUGCUCAACUUAUGGAUGUUUCCAUUCGCGUACCGACUGUUCGAACGUUCUGUGUUGAACAAAUGGCUAUAUUACUGGAUAUUAGUCAGUCGUUAACAAGCGGAGGUAAACAAAAUGCUAUUCAAGAAACACUUCGUGCAGCAGCAUGGAUAUGUGGUGAAUAUGCAGAAAGUCUAAACAAUCCAGAACAAACACUGAAUUCAAUUGUCUCAAUUGCCCUUGAACUACCCGGUCUAUCUAGUUCAAUUCAAGCCGUACUUAUAUUCAAUGCUUUCAAAAUAUACAGUGUUGUCAUUAAAAGUAUGACUUGUAAAGCUAUUCAAAGUUUACCUUCGACGUUUACAAAUAAAAAGUAUCAAGAAAACGGUGAACAUUUAAUUGAUACGAGUGACAACGAACAUCAUAAUAAUACUGAAACUGUAGAUGAUCAAGUUACAAGUUUAAUGGUUUUACAAAAUUUAAUUAUUCAUCUGAUAGAGUUGACAAAUUUUCUUAUGAAUAAAUUUAUCCAGUAUGUUCAUUCAUCUGAUUUAGAAGUUCAAGAACGUGCUGUAUCGAUUCACCAAGUAUUGAGUUUAGUGUCGAAGCGUUUUACGAAAAUCCAAUCCUUUCUAUCCAGUUCAUCAACCGUACAACAAAAUAAUAAUUCGUCAACAUUAAUUUUGGACAAUUAUUUUUCUUCACCUUCAUUAUCCAAUCAUCAAUCAUUGGAUAAUUUACCUGAUCAGUUUCAUAAUUCUCAACUCAUCAGUUCUUCUAUUAAUGUUACUAAUGUCAAUAACAAUACAGGUGACAACAGGGUCGACACACAACUUCAUUCACGAAGUAAUUCAAUUCAAAUGGAUACCAUGCCUUCACUUUCCUCCGUAGUAUCACCAACUGUGAUUCUCAAUUUAAUUCAAUCAAUUAUAAACGAAAUAAGUGCUUUGUUCACCGGUGAAAUCAUCCCUGUAGCACCAAAAGCUCAGAAAAAGGUUCCUAUUCCCGAAGGGUUAGAUUUAGACGCUUGGAUUAAUCCACCAGUACCAAUUCGUAAACAACCGUGGACAAAUGCAUUAGAUUUUAUUGGAAAAUCUAUAAAUGACACGGAUGAUCAUCAUUCUACUCAUUGGAAUAAUGAAUGUGAUAUAUUCUUUGGUUUACAAGAUAAUAAAUCUCAAACUGUUCAACUAACAGCGGAACAGUUGGAUGAGAUGCGUUCAAAACGGUUGCAAAAUCAACAAAACAAUCCUAAUUACUUAAAACCGGUAAAUCCUAAAAAGAAUAAUUUAGAGAACUCGUUAAAUGAACAACAUAAUGAUGUUAACUCAAUCAAAAAUGGUAUUGAACAGCUAAGUCUAAAUGUAACUGAUUCUAACAAACAGUAUUGUCAAACACAAAGUAGUGCGCGUAAAUUGGCUACAUCCGAUCAGUUCGCUGCUGAAAUGCGUAAAAAGUUUCAAACUGCUGCGUCUGAUGUAGAACGAAAAUUAAGAUCAACAACGAAGAGCAAUUAUUCGAAAAACAUCCAUAAGAAAAAACAUCCGAUCAUGUCACCACCACCAUCCUCAUCGUCAUUAUCUUCAUUAACAAGUAAUAAUAAUUCUAAAUCAACUAGUCAGGUUGAAAAUACUCAGGAAGAAAAUAAAAUAGAUUAUAUUAUAAAAGACAAAUUUACUUCACAUGUUGUUCGUUGUGAUUAUGAUAUGCCUGAGGGAGUGACCAUAGAUAAUGAAUCGCCAAGCGAUACUGAAAACGCUAAUGAUCCACAUCAUCGACUAAAUAUUGUAUUGGAUAAUAUUAUUACACAAGAUAACAAUGAAUUGCCACAUUCGAUUCCAUCUCAACAAAGUAAACAUUCGACAGGUCACAAGACUUCACCAAAGAAGUCUUCAAAAUUAUCGUCUAAACACCAUAAAAUGAAUAAAGAAAAGGUGAAUAAUAAUCAUCAACUAGUCAAUGAAUCAAUAUCUCCCGAAAAUAUUAAUUAUGAGAAUUUAUUAACUAAUAAUGAUAAUAAUACAACUUGUCAUCGAUCAGGCUAUGAAGCAUUCGAAUCAGAUAUAAAGCAAACUAAAAUAUUAUCAUCACAAAAAGUCCCUUUGAAAUCAUCAUUGAAUUCUCAUAGUAAUAAUAAUAACAAACAGGUAGUAUAUACAGCUUAUGUGCUUAUUCACAGGUGUCCGUAACAUCUCCAGAUACUAAACAUGUGAGUGAUAGCCAUCUGGUUGAGGUAAAUAUAUUGAGUUACUCAUUUCUAGCUUAUCGACUAUUCCAUCUGGCUUGUCAUACAUAAUGUUUUACCUAGUCUCCUUAUUCCUUGAUUACUAGGUGUAUCUCGAUGUAAUCUUUAAUGCUAUUUGUAAUAUAACUUGUUACGGGUUGUUCUUUGUCUUUUAUUUUUAUUUCAGUCCCCUAAUAAUUCACCAAUACCAUCCGUUCAAUAUUGUAAUAAAUCCAUUAUUAGUAGUAACAAUGAUAAUAUAUCUAUACCUGAAACUAAGUUCUGUAUAUCAUCAUCAGUAAUAAAUACUGACAUGUUCACUUCCCUUUUGUCAACCGGUGAAUUGAAUUCGUUCCAAUCAACAAAAAUUUGUUGUCCUAGUUUAUUGUCAAUUAUCCGUCAAUCUGAAAAGUCUAAUUCUCUAUUAAUGCAUACAAAUAAAGUCUUUACACAAAUAAUAUCUGUACUUGAAAAGAAGAUACCAUGUUUAGUAAUUGAGUCUUUGGAUAAUCGUGCCGCUUCACUCUACACAGAAUACAUUCCACUCAGAGAACCGUUAUGCAUCUUAAUGAAAAUAUCCUUUACUACUGGAACAAUACGAAUCGAUAUUCGAUCUACCAAGGAGGAUGCGGUGCAUUCAUGUGUCGCACAUUUAACAAAUCUAGUCAAACAGAUUAAAUUCGAUCUAUGACAUAAUGUAUUUAUAGUACUAUAUAUGUAAUAGUGUAUCGUUCGUUUCUUUUUCUUUCUCUUGUAUUGGUUUUUCCUAAACUUAUCCUACAAUCUGUUUCUCGAUUGUUAAUACUCCUUUGUUGUGAUUUGGGUUUUUUUUUAAUUUCACGACUACUCUGUGUUGAUGUUGUUUGUUUUAAUUUGGUAUACAAUAUUAUUUGUGACGAUGAUAACUUAUUACACGAACAUAUAUGUAUGCCUAUCAACGAUUCCUAGCUAACUGUGAUCUAAUGUGUUUACCAUGUAUUUUUUUGAUUGUUUGUACUUAUGUAGUUUUGUUGUUUCGAUUAUCCUAUAUACACAUACUUAUGGUGUCUUUCAGAUAUUAAGAUGUGUAUAUUUUAUUGCGUCUUUGAUAUUUUAACUAAUACAAAAGAUGAUUUUUUUGUUUAAACAUAUAUUAUUAUUAUUAUUAUUAAUAUUAUCGCUAUUCAUGAUUUCCAUUGGCUUAUCUUAUUUUCUCUAGGUAAUUUUCUUGUCUUCUGUGAUUGAUAAUCAUCAAUAUGAAAGUUGUGGUACUCCUAUUUCUAUCUCUUCCCCUCUUCGUUGUCUGUAUUCUUUUAUUUCACUGUUUUGCAUACAAAUUUCUUCAUUUCCUUUAUAUUUAUUCCCAUUGAUGAUUUGUCUAGUGUUUAUUUUCUAUGUGUUUACAUUUUUCUUCGGGUAACCAGUGUGUGUGUCUGUACAGAUUGACACUUUAUCUUAGUACAUUACAGUUAUCUGGGUGAAAUAAUUCAACUAUGUGUAGAAUGUUUAAUUUUUUUAAGAAUUAGAAACUACUAAGCAUAUGAUUACUCCGUGUAAUAUUAAUAAGAGUUCUUUCCUAUUAAUGCAAUAUUAUAAACUAUUCAUCAUUUUUGUGCCUAAAUUUAACACAAUAAUUGAAAAAGAACAAAUCAACAAUCUUAAAUAAAAUCCAUUGUAAUAAAUUAUGUAAGAAUUUCGAAAUAUGAGUACAUGUGUCGUCCAUGGUAUCCUGCCGACUACCACCAAUCACCUAACAAUUAUUUUUAUAGUUGAGAUAGUGAAUCAAUUAAUCUCAACUAUUAAAUUAUAAUAUCCACAAAAACCCCUUUCUAAAUUAUUUCUAUAAGAACGCGAACAAAAAGAAAAUAGACGAAAAUCGGAACACCAAGAGAAAAUACAGUAAAACUAUUAGCGCUUAUAUAAAAU
Molecule: messenger RNA, 5481 nt
Organism: Schistosoma spindalis
Lineage: Eukaryota; Metazoa; Platyhelminthes; Trematoda; Strigeidida; Schistosomatidae
Source: the annotation of a GenBank genome assembly